AGUUAGACAGGCUCACUGUCUACAGUGAAUCACAUGGAUGCCACAGACCGUUAUCUUCUGUAAAUCUGCGAGCUUGUCUGAAGAGAAAAGUGAGCGAAACUUCUGGUCUCUCCUUCCUCAGGUGUGGCGCUUCAUGACCAUAUGAGGAAGUCGGAUCGGGACGCACCUGUGAGCUGACGUCACACUGAGCGUACCUGAAUCAGCUCGCGGAACUGAUCGCAUUCAGACGCUGAAACUACUUACAGAGUACAGAAGGGGAGACGCUUCGCACCGGAAUACAAAGAAAGUUGGUUUUUCUACGAGAAGGAUUUUAUAAGAGGCUUCAAACACAAAUGGGGACCGCCUGGUUUGCGGUUUUGGGAGUUUUAUUCGUCAUUUUCCAGGCCGUGGUUGCAGAGGAGUCAUCAUGUACGCCUGGAUUUGAGUCAGAGCUGUUAAUAUUUAAAGUGACCAGAAAACACCUGAAGCAAGGCACACGAUUGGGCAAAGUUGGCUUCAGUGACUGCACGGACCGCACCAGAUUUCUUUUCACCACAGAUGACAGCCGCUUUGUGGUCCAAACAGAUGGGGUAGUAACGGUAAAGAGACAAGUUGUCCUUCAUGAGGGUUACCGGGACUUCUUCAUCCACUCCUGGGACUCACAGGGUCAGAAGUUGACUGUACCCGCCAUGGUGCUGUAUGAUAGACAUCAUCAUGGGAAUAACCAUCCAAAUACUGAGCAUCACCAAAACAUCCAGCUUCAUGAUCAGAUUGAGAUGGACUCUGCCACUAAACAGGUAGUUCCACAGGUUCCCAUUCUGUAUUUCCCAAAAUCUAAUCCAGGACUAAAGAGGAGGAAGAGAGCCUGGUCUAUCCCUCCCAUUGGUUUUCCUGAGAAUUUCAGAGGACCUUAUCCCCAUUCUCUUGCUCAGAUUCGCUCUGAUGAAGAUAAAGUGAAGAAGAUCCAUUACAGCAUCACUGGACCUGGAGCAGAUCAGCCUCCUAAGGGUCUUUUCACCAUGGAUAGAGUCACUGGUCAUCUGUAUGUGACACAGGAACUGGACAGAGAGAAACGGGACAAGUACAUGCUUCAAGCUUUUGCCAAGACAGAGGGUGGUGCAAAUGCAGAGGAGCCUACGGAUAUUUUGAUCAAUGUAAUUGACCAGAAUGACAACAAACCUGUUUUCAAUCAGUCUACCUAUAAGGGAGAAGUUCCAGAGGCCUCAGAAAAAGCUUUUGACGUGAUUCAGGUUGUGGCCACAGAUGCUGAUGAGCCAAAUACUGACAACUCUGAUAUCAGGUACCGUAUAAUGAGUCAGAAGCCAGAGGAUCCCAGUCCCAACAUGUUUACCAUCAAUCCAACAACUGGAGUCAUCAGAGUCAACGAAGCUGGACUGGACCGAGAGAAAGUCCCAAAGUAUGAACUGGAAGUAAUGGUAGCUGACAACAAAGGAGAAGGUUUGACUGGAUUUACCAAAGUGAUUAUCAGAGUGACGGACAGCAACGAUCACGCUCCAGUCUUUACAGAGUCCAGAUAUGAGGCCACAGUUGAAGAGAAUAAAGUAGACGCUCUAGUUGUUAAGAUGUUGGUGACGGACGGUGAUGAGCCUCAUAGCAUGGCCUGGAAUGCAAAGUUCAGCAUCAUUGAUGGAGAUCCAGGAAAUCUGUUUACUGUGGAAACAGGAACAAACAAACAAGAAGGAAUCAUCACUACUGCUAAGGGUCUGGACUUUGAGAGAACCAGUAAGCACACUCUACUGGUCACAGUGGAGAAUGAGGCUCCUUUUGCUGUCCCCUUGGUCACUUCCACUGCUACAGUGGUGGUGACUGUGGAGGAUGUCAAUGAACCUCCCAUCUUUGAUCCUAAAGAGAAGCAUGUUUCUAAACGUGAGGAUCUUGCUGAGAACAGCACUGUGGUGCGAUACAUAGCUACUGAUCCAGACGUUGGACGCAAACAGAAAGUCAUGUAUAAAAUACUCGAUGACCCAGCUGGCUGGCUUGUCAUUGAUAAGGGUACUGGUGAGAUAAAAGUGAGAAACAAAAUGGACAGAGAAGAUAAUGCUGUCAAAGAGAAUAAAUACACAGCAUUGAUUGGUGCAUAUGAUGAUGAUGAUCAGAUCCCAGCUACAGGAACUGGAACUCUGAUCAUUACACUUGAGGACGUCAACGACAACCCCCCCUCCGUUGACGAUCGUUUAGUUAAAAUGUGUAACAAGAAGCCAGUUACUCAGCUGCUAAGUGUAACAGAUAAAGAUGGACCAGGCUUUACUUUUCCAUACAGCGUCGUCUUACAGGACUCUGCUAAGACUAACUGGACCGCUAGGAUGAACGACAACAAAACUGGUAUUGUUCUGACUUUGACACGUGAGCUGGAGAGUGGAACUUACAAAGUGGGCAUGAAGGUUUCAGACAACCAGGGCCUGUUUCAGCUCAACACAAUCGAAGCUGAAGUGUGUGACUGCACUGGAGAAGAAGUGAGGUGCAUAGAGAAAGUUAUUGCUGGCUCCAGCAUGCCAGUCAUCCUGGGAAUACUCGGUGGUGUCCUCCUGCUACUUAUGCUGGUCCUGCUGCUGCUACUGUUGGCAAAUAAAAACAAGCCAAAGAAGGGACAACCUUUGCUCCUAGAUAACGACAUCAGAGACGACAUCUUUUGUUAUGAUGAGGAGGGAGGCGGAGAGGAGGACCAGGACUACUUUGAUCUGGGUGUUCUCCACCGUGGUUUGGACAACCGUCCCCAUGUGUUCAGGGAUGAAGUGGCUCCAGUUUUUCAGACACGGCCUGUUGUGUAUAAACCUCGACCCGCCAACCCAGAAGAUAUCGGCGGCUUCAUUGAUGAUAACCUAAAGGCGGCAGAUAACGACCCGACUGCUCCCCCCUACGACUCCCUGCUGGUGUUUGAUUAUGAAGGAGGCGGUUCUGAAGCUGGAAGCAUUUCGUCUCUGAACUCGUCAAGCGAUGGAGAUCAGGACUAUGACUGCCUCAGCGACUGGGGGCCUCGCUUCAAGAAACUGGCCGACAUGUACGGAGGAGGAGAUGAUGACAUGAUGUGAAUGUACCAGUACUGAGGAAAAGUAGCUGCAUGAGUUUAAGUGUGCUGGAGUAACGACAUCCGUGAGAUGUUAGUUUGUGAAUUUUAGUUCAUGCCCAUUGGCAGUUGAGCCACUGGAGAGUUUGGUUUUAUGAAUUUUCCCCAUUAGAGAAGUUUUUGAGCCUUUUGUUUUUGUUUUUUGUUUUUUUAGGCUGGCCAGAAAUGUUUUAUUUGUAGCUUACUGGUAUAGUGGUCUCAUACACUGAACGAUUUGCAUCAUCACUGGUUUUAAAAAAAGCUAGUGUGAAGCUGGUAAAAUAAGGUACUUUUGAUCUUUUUUGUAUUCUGUUUUUAUAUUUUUGUUUCAAGGAUAGAUUAGAAACAUUUCAGAAAUCAUAUGAAAUCCUUUUAGCCAGGGAAAGCAGAGUCGACCUCUGGACGACAUUUGAGUUGAUAAUAAAUGCUUCUUGUACUGCUUUACUAAA
Xiphophorus hellerii (green swordtail) is the source of this 3492-nucleotide messenger RNA. Its product is annotated as B-cadherin-like. The record is from RefSeq and is a predicted model, not a curated record. The transcript has 18 exons. Gene Ontology annotation, biological process: cell-cell adhesion mediated by cadherin; cell-cell junction assembly; multicellular organism development. The coding region runs from base 333 to 3029 and encodes 898 amino acids. NCBI's taxonomy places the organism in Eukaryota, Metazoa, Chordata, Actinopteri, Cyprinodontiformes, Poeciliidae. Gene Ontology annotation, molecular function: calcium ion binding; cadherin binding; beta-catenin binding. Gene Ontology annotation, cellular component: plasma membrane; catenin complex; cytoplasm.